CCACUGGAUCCUAGCUCCGCCCCUGCCGAGCACCAACAGGAAAAUACAAACAAGAGAUAGCAAUAUUAGGAAACCGAUCGAUGUAAUUUCUAGGAAGGACAUCUAUGUAAUUCACACUGUCAUUAAAUGGAUUCAACUGUAGUUGACCCAAGAUAACUGUCAGUUGACGGAAACAUGGAUUGAAGGGUAGAUUUGAUAACUUUGCUAUAUAGAAGAGCAAAACCGGUGUGAAAUAUUGUAGAGUGACAUGUUUGAGAACUUUGCAAAAUAGAAUGGCAAAAUAUAGUAGGCCUAAUACCAUUAGGAAACCCGAACUAUUAACUAUGGGUCAUUUGUGUCCUAAAGUAUUCAAUAUGACAAUUGUCUCCCAAACUAUUUUCCCGUUAUGGUUGACCGGCGUUGACCGUUAGUUUUUAACAGAAAGUCUAGUCACCGCUCUGAUGUGGCAUCUGACUUGGAAUUUUUAUUAUUUUAUUAUAUUUAUUUUCUCAUAAAAAUGAAUAAAAUAAAAAAAAGAAAUAAAAAAAAUCCAGAUCUGAAGAUCUGCAUCUCUGGGGAACAAUUUCGGCAACGGUCGAUGCUAAUGAAUUGCUCGCAGCCUUCUGGUCUUUGUUUGAGGGAGUCGACGAGCCAAACCAUGGCUUUGCCGCCGAAUCCGAGGGGAAGCUUGGAUCGAGGAUUGGAAAUGCAGAUGGCGGGGCUGUGGAGUAUCAAGUUGGUUCGAUCGGCGAGGAGGGCGUCGACGAGGGCGAAGGAAUCGUCGCAGGGUUCGUAUACCUCUGGGUGUGAACUCACCAAUCGAAUCUGCGCCUUCUUCCACUCAGCUCCUUCUAUUGAACUCUCGGCUAAUUCCGUGGCGCAUGAGCGCAGAGGAGAGGAGAUGAGAUUUGACGGCGGAGGGGAGCGGAGAAGGAACUGAAUUUUAAGGGUCUGGGAAUUGAGUAUUGGAACGGAAACGAUGGAGUGGAGUGUGGACACAGUGAGUGGAGUGUGCAAUCCGAUUCAUCUCUCUCUACUAAUUGUUUGAUCUUGGGGUAUUGUUUCUUCGAUUGCUCUUUUCUUUCGCACACCACCUGUUCGACAAAAUACUCAGCCUAUAGAAACCCCGCUGAACCAGAACCGCCAAAUUAAAGAAUAACAAAUUCCAAAAGAUGAAUCAAUCGAAGGAUCUCUUCGAGGCUGCGUACGAGGAGCAGGAACAAUCACCGCCUGAUUCACCGCUUGCCCCUGAAGACUUCGACGACCGCUUCUCACGACACAGCCACUGCCCCAAGAGUUGAAGCAUAUCGCGAACGGAGUGGAAAUUGUUCUGGAAAAGCGUUGGCGGGAGGCGGACGGAGUGGAAAGUGGCUUCCUCGACUUCUUUCGGCCGUCCGACGGAGAGGAUAGGGGGGAGGUUGAUCAAAUAAAGGAUGAGGAAGAAG
Linum trigynum is the source of this 1424-nucleotide messenger RNA. The record is from the annotation of a GenBank genome assembly. NCBI's taxonomy places the organism in Eukaryota, Viridiplantae, Streptophyta, Magnoliopsida, Malpighiales, Linaceae.